UAAAGAUUUCGCAACAGAAAUGGUGGUUAUGAGACAGACGCACAGAGAGAAAGAAGGUUAGAGAGGAAUAGAGAAAGAGAGGGAGAGAGAGAGAGAGUCGGGGAUUUCGCUGUAAUCAUGUUCGAAGAGUAUUGAUUCCGUGAGCGCACUCCAAUUGGCAGCAUCUCUACUAUAGAGUACAGCGCCGGCGCGUCAUCCUCGGCUCACAUCGACUGAAGCGAGUUGUAAGCAAAUGAGAACAUGUGUGGCAUCUGAGAGAAAGUGAGAGGAAGGAGCAAGAAGGAGGAGUGAGAAAAGCCAAUUUUCUCAUCCCUGACAACUGGAUACAGUUGGGGUGCUGUUCAGGCUGAAUGGACUUGAAUAUGUCGCUGCCAGCGUAAUCCGUGCAGACUGGAAGAUUUAAUAAUUCACGAGGAUUUAUCGACGGCUGCCUUUGCUCCCUUAUCUGAAAUAUCAUCUGUUGCUGCAACUGGAAUGAAAAGCCCCCAUGACUGGCUGAGGAAGGCUGGAGACUUAGUGUAAUAGGAUGAAAAGGAUUGAAUAAGACAGAUUGUUUUCAACAUUAUUGCGCUGUAGUUAAAAUGGACAAGAAAUUGCUGUUAUUUUUAUUACUCCUCUUAUCUCUACAAACAAGGUUGUGAUUUUUUUUUUUUUUGGGAUUGAUGAUGAUGGUGCUACUCCAGUGAAAUCCCUCUGAUUGAAUCUGACUGAGCUUAAUAGCUGUAUUACAAGCAGAUUCCAACGUGAAGUGUCGCUAAAGACAGUUUUGUCCCAUCCUUUUGUUUUUUAUUUGAAUAUAUUUCCCAUUAAAGGGAUAAAUGUUGAUGAUGGAGGACGACGAAUUGGACGCUCAUCAGGUUGAUCCGGAUUUCGAGCCGCAGAGCCGGCCUCGCUCGUGCACCUGGCCCCUGCAAUGCCCCGAGGAUUUCCCCGGCGGACCAGAGGUGAGCGGGGGUCUCCCGCUGGCCGGCAUCAAGGUGGAGCCGGAGGACGUCCCGGCGUGCAGAGCCGGGCUCGUUGGAGGCAAUCCGGCGGAGCUGCAGCACCCGACCGGCGCCCCGGCACCGACUGGCGCGACUCACCCGUGCCUGGCCGGCGCGGCGCUCGACGUGACCGGGUCUCUGCGCAAAGCCAAGUCGUCUCGUCGGAACGCGUGGGGGAACCAGUCCUACGCGGAUCUCAUUACCCGCGCCAUUGAGAGCACCCCGGAGAAGAGACUCACUCUGUCACAGAUCUACGACUGGAUGGUCCGUUAUGUUCCCUAUUUCAAGGAUAAAGGCGACAGCAACAGCUCAGCUGGCUGGAAGAACUCCAUUCGACACAACCUUUCUCUCCACACUCGAUUUAUCCGGGUCCAAAAUGAAGGGACAGGGAAGAGUUCCUGGUGGAUGCUAAACCCAGAUGGGGGAAAGAUGGGCAAAGCCCCAAGAAGACGAGCAGUUUCCAUGGACAAUAGCACUAAAUACCUUAAAAGUAAAGGCAGGAUCAGGGGCAAGAGGGUAGGUCGUCCUGGAAUUGGAGGAGGAUCUGCUGUAAGGGGGCUUCAAAGCUCCCCUGACCAUGGCAGUCCCUCACGUAAAACCCUACCAGGACCCGGCAAUGCAUCUGGAACAGAUGGAGAGUUUGACGCUUGGACUGAUCUUCAUUCUAGGGCUAGUUCAUCAGCUUCCACCUUAAGUGGGCGUCUCUCACCUAUCCUUGCAGAGGGAGAACCAGAGGAACCAGAGGAAGGUGGCCUCUCUUGUUCUGCCUCCCCUCACCUUUAUCCGUCCCCGACCAGUGCUCGCUCCCCAUCUAUGGGAGCGGGAAAUCAUUGUCCUCCACUUGAGCAGCUGCCUCAACUGGCUAACUUAGCCGGUGCCAUAAGUUUGGAUGAGCAGAUGAUGGAGGAUGGCUAUCAACAUCAUUGUCCACAGCAACAUCAACAACAUCCUCCUGUUGGAAGGAAUAAGCACCAGACUCCUGUGUAUCACUACAACUCUGGAAUGAAGGGACAGGUCUCCUAUGGAGGAGGAGUUUACAAUACAUCAGGGAUGGGUAUACUCCGUCAUCACUCACCAUUGCAGACCAUUCAGGAAAACAAGGCUACCACUUUUUCUGGAACCAUGCGGGCAUACUCAAGUACAAACGCACUGCAAAGUCUACUGACAGGAGGUUCUGCUGUGCAGCAGUACUUUUCUAAAGACCUUAUGUUGGGGCAGGAGAGGGAAGGCCAUCCUAUGAUGGGUCAGACGAGUAAUGGAGUAGGAUCCAACCACCACAGCCACCAUCCUGUGCACAAUAGUGGAAUUCAUAACCAUAACAGAACUCACAAUCACACUCCUGGUCACAAUCACAAUAGUGUAAGCAACCACAAUCAACCUCACAGCCUUGCUCACAAUGGUCACAGUCUCAGCCGGAGCCAUACCAACACACCACCCCGAGCAGCAGCCCUGACCACAUGUGGAAACAGUAACCAGUUACAGACUUACAAUCACAAAGCUCCCUACCUGUACAGCCCACCAUCCCAUGCUCAUCUUCCUGCUUCUACAACCCUCCCCCCAAACCCAGCAGGUAUGCUUGGCAUGCCUCAAGACUCCUGUCAUGUGGCUUCCACCCCACACCCCCGUCAUAAUCAUUACCCAGACUCACAACACCAAGGCUUGAACAAUGGACCCUACCACCAUGGCCAGGGGAUGGGUAAUGGCAGUGUUGGUAGUACCUACCAUAGCUAUCACCAACCCUAUCCCCAUGAUAGAUUACCAGCUGAUUUAGACAUUGAUAUGUUCCAUGGUAGCUUGGACUGUGAUGUGGAGUCCAUCCUUCUACAUGACAUUAUGGACUCAGGGGAGGAAAUGGAUUUUAACUUUGACUGCUCCCUCGCCCAGGGGGUUGGAAUUGGCAUGGGAAUGGGAAUGGGUGUGACUAUGGGCAUGGGAAUGAGUGGUCUGGCUGGUCCACAGCAGGCCCACAGCAACCAGAGCUGGGUCCCUGGCUGAAUUCCAGAACAACAUCUCCAGGACUGCAACCCAACUUAUGAAGCACUGUGCUCAAUUAUGACAUUCCUGACUCUGAACAAAGCCUACAGGACCAAGCCCCCCCAUGUCUUAUUUGUUGUCUUGACAAUUGCUCUAUCACCCCUGCUCUUUUUAUCCCCUUCUUACUGAGAGAUCUAGUUCAUGUCAGAUUAAUUUUUUUCUUGAAUCAGUUGUACUGUGAUGACAAUCUCUCAGCUGUGCUUGGCCGGCAUCGCUUCUCAUUUACCAUGAGAACUGAACUCUGAAUGCACUUUAUCGCAAGUGGGUCACAUCUCACGGUGCAGUGCCUUCACAGAGCAGCUCAGGCAGAGCUUGACUUGUUUUCUGAGGUGGUUGCAGCAUUUGACAGGAACAAACAAGAAACACAACUAAUAAAAGCGUCAGAGGUAGGAACCAAUAACUAAAUUUUUUCAGUUGUGGCAGAGACCAAUCGAAAACACCUUUAGGCAUGUUGAUUUGACGUUGGUUGCCCUGAUUCUGUUUUAGGUUUGAACAUGCUCACCCCUAAAAUAUUGUUUUUCUUUUACUAAAUUUAAAUGAUUAUUUCAACCAAAAAUACUUUUUUGGAAUAUUUGUAAUAUAGUUAGGCUAUAUUUUGAAUUAGUUUUCAGUUAAAUCAUUCAAAAUAAAUGUGUAAUACAUUUGCAUAUUCUUAGCUUCCAUCUGACUAUUUUGCUGCAGCCAUAUUAUUUUAACUUCCCACAGAUUCUUGGGGGUUACAUUUUCUCAAAUGUAACAUGUAAAGACCUCAUUAUCAUCUGUUACAAAAGACCGUCCUAAUGUCAUUACAUGCAUGCCAUCGUUAGUGGCAAGCAUGCAAUUUGGCAAAUUAAAAAUCUCAUAUCACCUUGCUUCACCUGGGUUUUUUGCUCCAGCAUGCCCCCGCCCCUGUCUGGUGGUGCAGACUAAGUGACCAUUUCUCACAUCAAGCCAUUAAUGUGGCUUGAUUGAAACUCAGCAUCUUGCUUUUAAUCUCCAAAGUGAUGCAGAGGCAAUGUGUCAUUAUUGAGAAUUUAACAUGUUGUCCUUCCUUGCUAACCCCUGGCUGUCUUUUAGCAUAAUGCACCAGGAGCUUUGAGACAAAACAGUGAUUAACUUUAUGUCACUCUGCCUGCUGUCCUGCUCUGAGAAGAGCCAAUGUCACUGUCCGCUUUCCCACUCAAAGAGGGUACAUAAUAGAGAGGAAAAAGCCUCUUGUUGCAGUGGGAUCAGUCAGUCUCAGAUUUUAUGCUCUUUAGAUCAAUGUGUGUGCUAAAGAGUAGUGUACUCACGUCAUAAAUCAUCCCCAUAAUUUGUGCUUUGCUCCUAUGUUUACAAAUCUAAUAACCUGAUAUUCAAGUUCAGGUGCAAAGGGAUUUUUUUAACGGGAUAGGUGAGAAUUUUUUUAAGUGAGGUUCUGUUAAAAUGGUGAAUUACUAUUAUACAUUCAGAAUGUUGCUUUGUUUGCAUUUUAAUUUUGAAUAAAUCAAGUUUUGAUUCCAAAGGCUAAAUUUUAAGCCCAAAGGGGACUUUUGAUUUAAAAAGCACUUCUUUCUCAAAAAUGCCAUACUGGUUUAUGCACAAGCUGUUUUAUGAGCCUUUAAACAGUCGUCAAAUUGGGAUAGGUCAAUUAUUUAUACAAUUGCUGAUGGUGUUUUUAAGGUAAAUGAUAGUGGGAAGCAGUAUGCCAUCAAUGAUCUUCUGUGUAAAACAAAAGGAAUGGAAUUGUGAAAUUUUUGUUUUUGUCAUAUUAGCUAAUCUAAUAGGCUUGGUAAAAAAAAAAAAAAUUAUUUUUGCUUUUUACACCUUUCUUAAUUUUAAUAUAUUAUUGAUAUCAGAUCUUUCUGAAUAGGUUACACUGGAUAAGGGUCCAGCUGAUGGCCCAAAGGUCGAUAAAAGUAGACGAUAGUGUCACCUUCCCAGAUCAGUUAAUCAGAAUUAUUACUAAUCAAAGACCCAGUAAAUGUUGUGCUGGCAAGACAGGAACUGAAUACAGAAGUAUAACAGAACCACACUUCUAAAAUCUUGAACCACCUUAAAAAAAAAAGCAGGUAAUCGGAAUACUUAAACCA
This is a messenger RNA of Cyprinodon tularosa, 5068 nucleotides long. Its product is annotated as forkhead box protein O4-like. Gene Ontology annotation, molecular function: RNA polymerase II cis-regulatory region sequence-specific DNA binding; DNA-binding transcription factor activity, RNA polymerase II-specific. NCBI's taxonomy places the organism in Eukaryota, Metazoa, Chordata, Actinopteri, Cyprinodontiformes, Cyprinodontidae. Gene Ontology annotation, cellular component: nucleus. The record is from RefSeq and is a predicted model, not a curated record. The transcript is spliced from 4 exons. The coding region runs from base 819 to 2978 and encodes 719 amino acids. Gene Ontology annotation, biological process: regulation of transcription by RNA polymerase II.